This is a messenger RNA of Caenorhabditis briggsae, 105 nucleotides long. The record is from RefSeq and is a predicted model, not a curated record. The transcript has a single exon. The coding region runs from base 1 to 105 and encodes 34 amino acids. Lineage: Eukaryota; Metazoa; Nematoda; Chromadorea; Rhabditida; Rhabditidae.
AUGAGAUGUUCGCCUUAUCCAUUCAUCUUUUCCAUUCAUUUUUUAGAAACAUUCAAACAAACCCCUAAUAGUAAAAUUCUUACUUUUUGGUCUCAAGAAAAAUAA